CUGAUGGUGAUGGAAUACCUGACUAUUUAGAUGAUGAUGAUGACGGUGAUGGAAUCCCUGAUAACCUAGAUGAAGAUGAUAACGGUGAUGGCAUUCCAGAUUGGAUGGAGGGCAAAAUUGAUUUGACUGUUGACAGUGAUGGAGAUGGAAUCCCAGAUUACUUAGACGAUGAUGAUGACAAUGAUGGUAUCCCUGACAUUUAUGAUGACGAUGACGAUGGUGAUGGUAUACCAGACUCUGAACAAGACACUGACGGUGAUGGUAUCCCUGACUAUUUAGACAAUGAUGAUGACAAUGAUGGUAUACCUGACUCAGAAGAUGAUGACGAUGAUGGAGAUGGGAUUCCCGACCAUUUGGAAGGUAUUGACCUGCUAAAGGACACUGAUGGUGAUGGAAUCCCCGACUACUUGGAUGACGACAUUGAUGGAGAUGGAAUUCCGAAUGAUUUAGACACUGAUGAUGGUGAAGACGAUGACGAACAAGGAAGAUGUACUAAGGAAUCAUGUAAACAAGAGCCUCUCUGGGAGCCGGAAAUUCCAAAGGAAGAGUACGAUAUUGGGCAUAUGAUCUACAACUACUUUUUUCCACCUGCAGAGCCUGAGAAACCAGAGAAGAAAACAAGAUCAUAAAAGAUGUGAUACCGAUUGCUCAAUUUUUCCAUACUUUGAAUAUUAGGUGGAUAGCUAGCUAGAAAUACAUUUGGCACACAUGGAUACUGCUAUUCUUUCA
Owenia fusiformis is the source of this 729-nucleotide messenger RNA. The record is from the annotation of a GenBank genome assembly. NCBI's taxonomy places the organism in Eukaryota, Metazoa, Annelida, Polychaeta, Sabellida, Oweniidae.